This is a messenger RNA of Dendrobium catenatum, 433 nucleotides long. RefSeq names its product flavanone 3-dioxygenase 3-like. The transcript is spliced from 2 exons. The annotation marks the transcript as partial. The record is from RefSeq and is a predicted model, not a curated record. Lineage: Eukaryota; Viridiplantae; Streptophyta; Magnoliopsida; Asparagales; Orchidaceae.
AUUACAGCAUCAGUGGUGCCGCCUCUUUGCCCUCAGCUUACUUCAACCACUGCCCCGCCGUUGCUGAAGCCGAACCCGUUGUCAACGAAGAGAUCCCAACCAUUGAUGUUUCUCUGCUAAAAAAUGGAACUCCUGAGGAACGUUCCAGGGUUAUCCUUGAUAUUGGGCGGGCCUGUGAAGAGUGGGGCUGCUUUAAUGUUGUGAAUCAUGGUAUAUCAGAGAGCUUACAGACGGCGAUGAUGGAAGCGUUCACCAAGUUCUUCAACCUCACAGAGGAGGAGAAGAAAUAUUACACGAAAACGAAUUUGUAUGAGCCGGUCUGCCAUGGCACGAGCAGUAAUUUGAUGGGCAUGGAUGUGCGAUUUUGGAGGGAUUUUCUUAGGGUUGUGGUCCAUCCGGUGUUCCACUACCCAGACAAACCUCGUGAUUUCAG